This is a messenger RNA of Aphanomyces invadans, 2402 nucleotides long. RefSeq lists its product as hypothetical. Gene Ontology annotation, molecular function: oxidoreductase activity. The transcript has a single exon. The coding region runs from base 95 to 2131 and encodes 678 amino acids. Lineage: Eukaryota; Oomycota; Saprolegniomycetes; Saprolegniales; Verrucalvaceae. Gene Ontology annotation, cellular component: plasma membrane. The record is from RefSeq and is a predicted model, not a curated record.
CGAAGUCAAUCAUUGGAAACGACGCCAAGCCAAGCUUGUGAUCCGUUGUCCUUGGACGAGUUGGGACGAGGAUUGGCUCGACGAUACCUCCACGAUGCUCGCUUGCGUCUCCUUCGUACUCGUUCUAGCAUCCACCGUGUGGGGCAACGCGACGGCAACUACAAACACGUCGGGUUGCUCCGACAAUCUUUUGUUUAGCCUUCAACCAACCUUUUCACUCGGCCCUAUCUCUAUGCGCACCUUCAUCAAGGACACCACCCUCUGCGCGCAAGUGAUUUUUCCCAACGCGGCAACGGUCCGAUGGGUGUCGGUGGGGUUUUCCUUGACAAAAUACAUGGUCAACACGCCUGUUUCGAACGUGGUCGUGUUUGACGUGACCACUGCGCUGAUGAAGCAGUACCUAAUGAAGAGCUACGACAGCGUCCCACUGCAGCCCGGGCUUCCGAGCAUCGUGCAAAUCCAUGGAAGUGUUGCGGCGGACGGCCUCCUGUCGUUCACAUUUGAGCGACCCUUGGUAGCAACAACUCCGUACGACAUUGCAUUGGACCCGGCGGGUGUGACACAAAUGAUAUGGGGAUAUGCACUGGGCCAAUGGCCGACCAAGCAUGUAGCAUUUGGCGAUGUUCAAGUGCUCCUGGGAGCGUCCCAGAUCAACGACGAGGGCAUCACAUAUACCUCGUCCACGCCGAUGAUUGUGGUGAUCGCGUUCGGCGUGAUGGUUACGCUUGGCCUUCUUGCGGCAUACGUCAAUCCAUGGCACCGGUGGUCCCGAGUCAUCUUGAUCGCGCCAUCGAAGCGAGUGUCCAUGUUCUAUACAGACCCGUUCAAUGUGGGGGAAGCCGCCGUGGUGCUCGUAUACGUUGGGGGUGCCAUCGCCAUUUGCUGGAUCGUGCAUGUGCAAUUUAAUGACCACCCCCCGCUCCAUCAAUGGUGUUUGGCUCUCGGUCACUUGGCGUUGCAAGCGUUAGCAAGCUUGCUCUUGCCCGUCGCUCGUGGGCACCACUGGGAGCUCGCAUUUGGAACCUCGUAUGAGCGUCUGCUCAAAUUUCAUCGAUGGCUCGGUCUCUUUUGUGUCGCAACAAGCGGGGGCCAUUUGGUGCUGAACAUGGUAAACGGGGUCAACACCACAUCGUCCGCGACGUACGGCACGCUGCAGGUCGUCCCGUUGUACGGCCUCCUUGCGUUUGUCGCGUUUGCAUCGAUGACGGUGUUGGCCUGGGAGCCCAUUCGGCGCAGCAUGUACGAAGUGUUUUACUACUACCACCGCGUGGCAUCCGUUGUCGGCCUCGUCUUUAUUUUGCUCCAUUGCCCCACGGUGCAAUACACGUUGAUCUGUCCGCUCAUUGCGUAUGGCAUUUCCGCCGUUGGACGUAUCGUCGCGUUUUGGAAUCGCCACGAAGCAGUCGUGACCAUUGACGAUUCGUCGUCGGUGCUGGUCACCCUUCCGACGUCGGCGCAAACAACCAAGUGGGCGACCCAAGCUAACCCGUGCUCGUUCUUUUGGGUGAACGUGCCGUCGAUUUCGCUCCUCGAAUGGCAUCCGUUCACAGCCAUCGUCACGCGGGAUGGCAAGUCGAUUGCGUUUUGCAUGAAAUCCAUGGGGGCAGGCGGGUUCGUCGACCGCGUCGUUCGCCACGCCGCCACGACUCCUACCCUGAGCUUGCUCGUGGGCGGGCCGUACGGGAAGCCGUCUAUUCAUUUGACCCAGUACGACGUGUUGGUGCUCGUUGCAGGGGGAGUUGGCAUUACCCCCAUGCUUAACGUGAUCAAUCGACACAGACACCAGCCAGGGAGGCAGAUACUGCAUCUCUUCUGGGUCGUCCGCACAGCCAACGAUUUGCUCCUAGCUGAAGACCUAAUGUUCCCUCUCCCAUCAAACGUGCGUGCGACGUUCUACGUCAGUCAUGCGCGCACGGGCGGAGUCGUCAUUUGUCGCCGUUCUUGUGACUCGGUCACAUACGUCCCUGGCAAACCCGUGAUGGAUGAAGUUGUCAACACCACGAGAUACCUCAGUGUGAACUCGACGUCCGUGGGAGUGCUCGCGUGCGGCCCCCCCGGCCUCGUUCUGGAAGCUCAAUGGUACAGCUACCAGUGCAACUUUGACUUCCACAAAGACGGAUUCGAGUUCUAGCAUUCACCUGGACAUUGCCAAAAUGAAGAAAUCGCGCUGACAGCACUCUGCGAUGACGCCCUAGUCUGUGUAAAUCUCGCACCCCUUUGUUCGUUCGACCUCUCAGCAUCGAUUCGCUGGAUCAAAUCGGAAUGUUGUUCAUGCUUCGGGCGUCGUUUGUAUUGUAUCUCGAGAGAGUGCCCCACCGCAUGAAGGCUUGCACUUGUGGCAUUGAAUCCUCAACCUCGGCAUUGCAGUUAAAUCCAAUGAAUCUCACGCCCCCACCUGAAUC